AUGAUCGCUGCUGACAACUCCUAUUUCAACGGCAAGGAGCUCCCUCAAGGGGACUCCCCUGACCUGGUGCUGGUUCCUGCCACCCCCGGGGAGCGGAUUGAGUCCAUCCGUCUCAACAGCAGAGCAUGGAAGGGCCGUCUGGACCUUGAGACGUAUAUCACGCGCGAGAACCAUCUGUAUCAGCAACGGCUGAAUAAGGAUGGCUUGACCUGUUGGAUCUUGGUUGAUCGCAAAGAGCCGGAAGAGCAUAGAACGAUCCUCGGUUCUUGCGAAACAUACCGAAAGAAAGCCAUGUUGGCACAUGACGGUAUUGUGGAGGACGUCGCAACUCAUGGUAUUGGAAGUGUCUAUUGCCGGCCGGACUUCAGAGGCAAAGGAUACGCCAAGAGAAUGAUGCAGGAGCUGAGCGAGAAGAUCGAGACUUGGAAGAUGGAGACAGAGACUCGAAAGUGUUGCCUUUUCACAGUUCUCUUUUCUGAUAUCGGAAAGGACUUUUAUGCUCAAUUUGGUUGGCAGCCAUACACGUCAUGCCAUUUUGCCUUGUCGCCCAUUUCCGAGGAAGUCUAUGCCACUGCCAAUGCUCAGGCAAAUUUCCCGAAAACAAGGAUUUUGACACCAGAGGACGUCCACGAGAGAAUUUGUAGUGAGGAGGUCUUGCAAAAAGAGCGUGAACUGUUGAGGGCGGCCUCUGAAAAGUCAUCAGUGCCCAGAAUUGCGAUUGCACCUAACUUCGAGCACUUUGAAUGGCACUGGGCAAGAGAAGAAUUCUAUGCGGAGAGGUUAUAUGCCGACCGCGAAUUGCCUCGCGCAAAGGGUGCUGGAGAAGACAGUGCUGGGGUGUACUGUGCCUGGAACAGAAACUUUGGUGAAACACCCGAGGAGAAUACCCUGUACAUUCUCCGAUGGGUGUACGACGAGCCCACUUCACCAGAACAGGGCGAAAAGGUUGUGAAAGCCAUGGCGGCGGUCCUGCGACGUGCUCAGCUCGAAGCGUGCAGAUGGAACAUGGCAACAGUUGAGUUCUGGAACCCAACGCCACUAUUGAAAAAGGCAGUUGCCUUGCUGGACCCCAAGGCCGAAGUAGUUCACCGGGAGAAGAGCAGCAUCGCGUGCCUGAGAUGGACUGGUGCCGAGCACGGCUUGGGUGCAAACGUGGAAUGGCACUUGAACGAGAAAUACGCUUGGUGCUGA
Messenger RNA from Aspergillus luchuensis, 1191 nucleotides. RefSeq lists its product as uncharacterized. NCBI's taxonomy places the organism in Eukaryota, Fungi, Ascomycota, Eurotiomycetes, Eurotiales, Aspergillaceae. The record is from RefSeq and is a predicted model, not a curated record. Gene Ontology annotation, molecular function: acyltransferase activity, transferring groups other than amino-acyl groups. The coding region runs from base 1 to 1191 and encodes 396 amino acids. The transcript has a single exon.